Molecule: messenger RNA, 1079 nt
Organism: Drosophila ananassae
Lineage: Eukaryota; Metazoa; Arthropoda; Insecta; Diptera; Drosophilidae
Exons: 3
Coding region: 46-858 (270 amino acids)
Source: RefSeq, a predicted model, not a curated record
ACUUUUUCGGCCUUUUUUCCAUCUCUACGAAGAAAGACUAACCAAAUGGAAGACGCUUUGAACCAUAAAAAAUUGCAAGAUAAAAAAUCCAUAAAUGUUGAAGUAACUCAAGGAUAUAGUUCCAAGUCAGAAGAGGAUGAUCAAAUUCAAUAUCAUGGAUCUCCGUUGUCGGAAAUGGCUCUGCGGCGUCAGAGAAAGCUCGUUUUUCUUGAAAUAUGCCUCUGCGAGUACAUCGUACGUUCCCAUUUUCAUUAUAAUGUAAAGACAUUUCCUCCACAAAGUUUGCUCACUGUGGCCAUAAAGCUGGGGGAUAUGCUGGAGAUCGAAAGCUUCUUUCCGGACAUGGACUUAAUGGAUGAAAUGUUGAUUAAAUUUACAAAGGGUGUGGUUCCAGUGAAGAACCGCAGGAUUCCUUCGUCCCUGGAUCUUCGCGACAUAGUCGCCUACUGUGGAAACCACGGACAAAGACCAGUUCUUGAGAAGGAAGAGGCCCUCGAAGCUUCUGAAAGCCCGAAUCCAAAGAAUAAAGAUUCAAGGGAUCAAGGAAGCGAUGAUGGCGCUGUCAUCGAAAAGCUUAUAGUCAUCAAUGAUGACAAACCCCUUGUUCCGACCAAUGACGACGAGGUGUCUGAGUGUGAGUUGGGACCGAGCACAUCGAAUGCAAGUAAGAGGCGAUCCAUUAAGGACGGUAACAUCGAUCCGGAAAUGGCGCCUGUUGUUUGCAACAAGGAUGCGUUGCGUCGUCUAAAGCCAUUGAAGAAAUUCGCUUUAAUCGAAGAAAACCAUCCUGCGUUCGGACUUCUCACGCAGCUUGACAAGAUCUUCGCCAAUGCUGCGGAGAAGGAUACUAAAAUAUAAAUACCAGGAUCUCAACAUAAAAUAUUUAAUGGAUCUCAAAAGACUCAGGGUCAGAAUCUUGUGAUUCAUCGUAUUCCCAAUACCAUAUAAAGAUAGCUUUAACAUUGUUAUUCAAGUAAAACUUGAACAAAGUUAAUAUCGUUAAAGAUAUUAUUUUUUAAAAAUAAAGACAUAUUAAGAUGUACUGUUUACAUCUGUCAUUAUAAUUAAAUGAAAUGUAA